AUGAUCUAUUCAGGUGCACCAAACGACAGAAAAACACGAAAAGCUCAUGGUGUGGCAAUCUGUCUCGAUCCGGUUGCCACAAAGGUUUGGAAGGAUUCAGGGAGCGAAUGGAUACCAAUAAAUGAACGGAUUAUUAAAAUUCGACUCUACUGUGCGCCAAUUUACAUUACUGUAAUUGCAGUCUACUCUCCUAUUAAUCCGAAAACAAAACAAAUGAGCGAUGAAAGUGACAAAUUUUAUAAUGACCUACAAGAUGCAUUAAACGAUGUAUCUACGAAAGACAUGAUCAUCAUUAUGGGUGAUCUAAAUGCGAGAGUUGGAAAUGAUCAACAAAAACGACAUCAACACGUACUGAGAAAUGGAAUAGGGCCAUUUACAGUUGAUAUAGAAAAUGAAAAUGGAACAAAGCUUCUUGACUUCUGCGAGAUUAACAACAUUUUAAUCUCUAACACAUUUUUCAAACAUAAACUAGUGCAUCAAACAUCUUGGAUGCAUCCAAGAAAUAAAAAAUGGCACAUGAUCGAUUUUACUCUUGUAAAUAAGAAGUUUCGGUCAAGCGUUGAAGAUGUGCGAAUGCUAAGAGGGGCAGCAGGUACAAUAGGAACUGACCAUCAUCUUAUGCGUGUCAAAAUUCGAUUGCAUUUAAAAAGCAGAAGAAAAAAUGCUAAUCCGAAGAAAAUAAACGUUGAUAGUGCCAAGCUAAAAGAUGACAAAUUACUAGAAGCGUUUCAAAAGGAUCUUCAGAACACAUUUGACAAUACAAAUGUAAACACAAUUAGCAUUGAUCAGAAAUACGAACUUUUUCUGUCACAGAUAAAAGAAAAGGCCAAAUAUCAUUUUCCUGUCGACAAGAAUAAGAAUCGAAAAAGAAAGGAAUGGUUGACAAACGACAUUAUGCAAGCUAUCGAUCAAAAAUCGAUAGCUUUUAUCGAAUGGCAAAAUAAUCGUGGUUCUAAAUCAGAAUAUAAAUUUCGCAAUAGAUAUAAACGCCUGAGAAAAACUGUCAAAAUAAUGACAGAACAUCGCCAAGAAGAAUAUUGGGAUGAAAUAUGCGAAAAUAUAGAAAAGUCUAUGAAGAGUAAUGAUCCUAUGACGGCUUUUUCCAUCAUCAGACGUCUCAGAGGUGGAUGUAAAAGAGACGAAAAUAUGCCAGUGGAAGAUAAAAGUGGUAAACUCUUGGUAAAUUCAAAGGAUACCUUGAAACGUUGGCGUGAAUUUUUUCAUGAUACACUCAACGUAAAUUCAUCGAUCGAUCAAAGUCUCAUUGAUCUAAUUGACACACCGCCUCUGUCAAUAACUGAAGAGCGGCGACAAAACUCUCCAAUAUAUAUUGAAGAAGUGAGAAAAGCACUAAGUCAAAUGAAAUCUAGAAGAGCUCCAGGUAGCGAUGAGAUCACAGUGGACAUCCUAAAAGCUGGAGGUGAACCAAUAAUACAAUGGUUGUUCGAAUUCUUUACUGAUGUAUGGGAGAACGAGCAUAUGGUAAAAGAAUGGAACAUGACAACUCUAAUAAAAUUAUACAAAAAUAAAGGUGAUAGGAAAAUUUGUGACAACUAUAGAGGCAUCGCACUACUGAAUACAACUAGUAAGAUAUUCUCACGUAUUAUACUCAACCGUAUUCAAGAUUUAGUAGAUUGUCAGCUAUUAGAAAUACAAUCUGGUUUCAGAUCAAACAGAUCGACCAUAGAUCAGAUUUUCACUUUGAAAAUGACAAUGGAAAAGAGAAAAGCAUUCAAUAAACCUCUAUUCAUGUGUUUCAUUGAUAUAACUAAGGCCUAUGAUUCAGUGAACCGUGAACUCUUAUGGAAAGUAUGUCGUAGUUACGGCAUUACUGAUAAAUUGGUUAACCUAUUAAAAAUGCUAUACAAAGAUUCAAUAGCAAAAGUGAAAAUAAAUGGUGAACUGUCUGAUAGUUUCGAAAUGAAUACAGGGGUAAUGCAAGGAGGUAUUCCAUCUCCAAUCCUAUUCAACAUUCUAUUUGACUUCAUCAUAAAAGAAGUUAUUAAUGAAGCUGCUGUAUCAGGAGUGAGAUUCUCUUAUGGUAGUAACGACUUCUGUCACGGAAAACACGAAAAACACAGUGAUUUCGACAUAUUAGCAUUAUUAUAUGCUGAUGAUUUAGUUGUAAUGUGUGACAAAAUAUGUGAUCUAGAAAAAUUCAUUUGUUGUUUUGAAAAAGUAACACAGCAAUAUGGUUUGACUAUGAGUAUUAAAAAAACCUGCGUGAUGUCACUACAACACCUGAAAGAAGAUCAACAGAAAAAGGUUGUAAUAGGACAAACAAUCAACUAUGACAAUGAUAUUAAUAUAACUAUUAGAAAUCAGAAAAUUGAAAUAGCUGAAUCUUUCACAUAUUUAGGUUGCACUAUAACGAAAGAUCAGCGACAUGAUACAGAGAUUUCUAUAAGGCUAAAUAAAGCUUCUAAAGCUUUCAAUUCACUAAGACAUAUCAUAUGGCAUAGAAAAUCAGUCUCUAUAACAGCAAGACUUCGAAUUUUUAGAGCUUGCGUACUGCCAGUCUUAUUGUACGGUAGCGAGACUUGGGCUCUUACCACGACACAAGAAAAAAGGAUAACUACUUUCUAUAAUAAAUGUUUACGGACAAUCAUAGGAGUAAACUUAGGUGACAGGAUGUCAAAUGAAACCUUAUUAAACAUCACAGGUCAACCACCAAUUGAAAACAUCAUACGUAGAAAUAGAUUAAGAUGGUUUGGGCACGUCAAUCGCUCUAUUAAUCCGGAUGGUUCGCCAUCUUUAAUUAAAAAAACGAUGUUCUCUUAUUUUCAUGAUGAAAAGAGACCUAGCAACAUAGGGCGGUACAAACAAUGGGAAGAUAAAAUCCUAAAAGACAUUCACGACACACAAAUACAGAACUGGCGUAGACUAACGCUGGACAGGAAAAAAUGGCGGGAAGUAAUAAACAAAAAUGUCUAUGUAAAGCCAGUCUCUGUAAAUAUCAAAGAUAUUAUCUAUAAAUAUAGAGAUAAAUCAUCUCAAAGAAGAAAAACGGAGUUAGCCGCAUUGCACGGUUUAACAAAAUUGAAAGUAACAGAAAUUUUGGUAAAAGAAAAUGAUAAAUACAGAUGUCCUGGUUGUCAAACGAAUUUUAAGCCACAAGGUAUCACAAAUCAUGUCAAAUCAUGUGUGGCAGCAAAAGGAUGGUGCAACGCAAAUAAAAUCAAGUAA
Messenger RNA from Adineta ricciae, 3186 nucleotides. Lineage: Eukaryota; Metazoa; Rotifera; Eurotatoria; Adinetida; Adinetidae. The record is from the annotation of a GenBank genome assembly.